AUGGCUGUCGAGACGCGGGUGCUGCCCGUCCAGCGGCUCAACCAGGGACCGGGAGACCGAUCUCUCGCGGAGUGGUGGGCAGACGAGCGCAAGAACAAGACCCCCGAGUCCCAAGCUAUUGAAGAAGCCGCGAGCCUUCUGCGCUCGAGUGAUAUCCCUGUUGCAUUCCCUACCGAGACCGUCUAUGGCCUGGGAGCCGAUGCGACCCGCAGCGCAUCCGUUCAAGGCAUCUACCGUGUGAAGCAGCGGCCAUCAGACAACCCCCUCAUUGUCCAUAUCGACUCGUUGGACAUGCUGAAUAAAUUGCUGAAUCCCAGCCACCAAAGUCCUUCGACAGCGAAGACCCCGCCCAUCUCUAUCCCUUCCAUAUAUGAGUCUCUGAUUGCCAAGUUCUGGCCUGGUCCUUUGACCAUCAUCUUGCCCAACCCCUCGGGCUCCGAGCUCGCUCCCGAGGUGACCUCCAAAUUGACCACAUUCGGUGCUCGCAUGCCAUCUUCCCCCCUAGCGCGCCUGCUCAUUCAUGCGGCCGACCGCCCACUCGCGGCCCCGUCUGCCAAUGCCUCCACCAAGCCCUCCCCUACCACUGCCCAGCACGUUUACCACGAUCUCCAAGGCCGCAUUGACUUGAUUCUAGAUGGGGGUGACUGUGGGGUUGGCGUCGAAAGUACCGUCGUCGAUGGGCUCUCCAGUCCACCCGCGAUCCUUCGACCGGGAGGCAUUGGGAUAGAUCAGAUUCGCCAAUGCGCAGGCUGGGAGAACGUUGUAGUUGCCUACCACGACGGCACCUUGGAUGUGAAGGACAUUCCUCGCGCCCCCGGAAUGAAAUAUCGCCACUAUUCUCCCAAGGCGCGUGUCGUGCUAUUCGAACCCAACUCCAGUCCAGAAGGGGUCACCCGGCAUGUGGAGAAGGACCUACAAGAUACUGCGAUCGGGGCGCACAACAUCGGCAUUGUGCGAACUCGCAAUUGGACGCAGGGCCUUGGUCUCGUACCGCCCGAAGUGAUUGCUCGGGCCGUCACGCCUGUCACCGCGGCCAUUGAGAAUCUGGUUUCCUUCCCGGUGCCUGUACAGCAGACGGGGAGCCCCACCAGCAAAACUAAACUGGCGUACGACUACCAUCUUGGCUCUGAUACCAGCUCCAUCGCGCAUGGUCUCUUUGCGGUUCUGCGCGCCCUUGACGAAUUCGAUGUAGACGUGAUCUACAUCGAGGGUAUCUCGGAUGGCGAUGGUGAUUUGGCUGCCGCGGUAAUGAAUCGACUCCGCAAAGCUGCAGGGGCUGAGAUGAAGGUCUAG
Penicillium chermesinum is the source of this 1293-nucleotide messenger RNA. Its product is annotated as L-threonylcarbamoyladenylate synthase. The record is from RefSeq and is a predicted model, not a curated record. NCBI's taxonomy places the organism in Eukaryota, Fungi, Ascomycota, Eurotiomycetes, Eurotiales, Aspergillaceae. Bases 1 to 1293 code for a protein of 430 amino acids. Gene Ontology annotation, molecular function: double-stranded RNA binding; nucleotidyltransferase activity; tRNA binding. Gene Ontology annotation, cellular component: cytoplasm. Gene Ontology annotation, biological process: regulation of translational fidelity. The transcript has a single exon.